AUGGCUUCAGUAACAGAGAAUGAGUUCUCACUUCCUUCACCCAUUUCCUCGUCUCCCAGUCCUUUUCAUAAGAAAAGCUGGAUGUCAAAACAUCCUAAUGGCUCUCUUAACGUAGGGAAGCCUCCCUUAGGCCAAUUCGUUUUGACUCCAGAGCCUUCCAGCAACACCUUUUAUCAACCAUCGUCACCCAUUUCCGCCGUGAAACGGGAACCUUUAACGCCCAUGUCGUAUGUGAAGAUGAAUGUGUCUCGUGUCAUCAAGAUUGGACGCUCAACACAACAAUGUGAUCAUGUCCUUUCCAUCGCUGACAAGGCUAUUUCACGCGUCCAUGCAGUCGUUAUAUGCACACUUGACCGUAUGAUCGUUGAGUGUGUAGGUUGGAACGGUAUGAUUCUUACUGACUCCUUACGCAAAGCCGUCUACCACAUGAAAAAAAAUGACCGUGUCGUUUUGUUCCGUCCAGGACUUGACAGUUGUCCUAUACUAGAUGUUUUUGGGUAUCGAAUGCUACUUGGCUGGCCCGAAGAUCCUUUCGAUACCGAAGGAGAAAACUCAGAGUAUGAUGAUGCCGCAAAUGAAAAUGAAGCACCGAUGUCUCCAUCAACUCGCGGACACCUUCCUUUGCUACCUUCUUCUCCUCCUCAAGAAAUCGGAGCUGAUCCUGAACUUUUUGCUGCCCAGGCAUUGACAAAAGCAAGAUUUAAGGAUAUCGCAAACACAUCUACCGAAGAAAACGAGCCAGCUAGAAAACAACGUGUACUUGAAAGACUUAUUGAGGUUGGAAUGGAAGAAGACAAAAAAGCCAAUGUACAUGCCGCUGAGGAAAUUGACAUGUCUAUGAUGAAUGAAUCAACAGCUAAAAUGGAAGAGAAUGAUUCCUAUCUUAAGCCUAAUCUCAGCACUGAAUCCUAUAGCUGUGAUCCAAACCAUGAACAACAAGACAUCCAAGUAUAUCAAGAUGAAGAAGGAAGUAACGGCGAAUUUUACAAUAACGUAGUGCCAACGCCGGAGGAGCCCAUCGUCGUUCGCCAUGAUAGCAUGGACGAAAGUGCUGAAGGUUUAGCGAACAGAAAACACCUAAAGAACCUAAUUGCGAACCGGGAAAUGGAAGAGAAUCAAGAACCUCCUACUGCCAUAUUACCCUCUUCACCGUACAAUGAUGAUGAAAAUGCAAAUACCAUGACCCCUAACUCAUAUAACGAAGUAAAAGCUGAUCCUACCACCUGUUUACAAGAAAAUGGCUACGCUAAUGAGCCUUCUGAAAAUUAUGUUGAGUCAUCAAAGGAAAAUUCAGCUCCCGAAAGUCUACUAAUGGGACUCAUUUUGGAUGAAUUGGUUUUUUCUACAACUUCUACGACGGCGUUGACCGUGUUAGCUCACUUGUUCCCAAGCGGUAUGCCUUUGGCUGCCGUUCAGGACCACUUACGCGAGCUUGCUAAGCAAUAUUCAUACCUAAAGGAGGUUCGACGAUUUGGAACGGAUGCCAAUGGCGAUCCUCUUUGGAGUCAAUGGUAUUAUAACCCGGAAGAAGAUGACGAUGAAGAACGUCGCCAGCGUUAUGCACCAAUUAUGCGUCCUGUGCGUUCUUCGCGCCGAGUCCAUAAGCAAUAUUUUUGGAAAAAGCCUCGUACUCGUGUACGUUCAUCGAAUCACUCCUCUAGAAAACGCCGUUUGGCAUAA
Schizosaccharomyces osmophilus is the source of this 1680-nucleotide messenger RNA. RefSeq names its product chromatin binding FHA domain protein Tos4 (gene tos4). The record is from RefSeq and is a predicted model, not a curated record. Gene Ontology annotation, molecular function: protein binding. Lineage: Eukaryota; Fungi; Ascomycota; Schizosaccharomycetes; Schizosaccharomycetales; Schizosaccharomycetaceae. The transcript has 2 exons. Bases 1 to 1680 code for a protein of 559 amino acids.